Aspergillus piperis CBS 112811 is the source of this 598-nucleotide messenger RNA. RefSeq lists its product as uncharacterized. The transcript has 2 exons. Bases 84 to 404 code for a protein of 106 amino acids. The record is from RefSeq and is a predicted model, not a curated record. NCBI's taxonomy places the organism in Eukaryota, Fungi, Ascomycota, Eurotiomycetes, Eurotiales, Aspergillaceae.
GCAGUUCCUAUCGCCUAUCCAAUCCAUCCUGCCUCCUACCUCGAGAACAACAAGGCUGUCGGUUUUAAACCGGAAGGUUUACCAUGAAGUUGAUUGGCACUAUCACUACCGCCGCCCUGGCCUUCGCGGCCGCUGGGAGCGCUGCCGUCUGCACGCCUGGCUUGAAUUAUUGUACACGCGUUCUGACGGACGUCAGCGGUAGUAAUUUCGAAGCUAUACAACGAGAGCUGCAGCGCACGGACAACGUUUGGCUUUCCAAUGCUCCCGGCCUCUGGGGCGGUCUAAUCUUUCAUUGCAACAAUGACAAGUCCAUCACUGAAGUCGAGAGAUGUCCCGGUGGGUGUGUUAAUGCUGGAGCGGGGCAAAGUGACUACUGCAGCUCCCAGACCAGAAUCUGGGGUUAGAUCGCCGGUAUCUACUAGCGAGUUUCAUACAGGAUGUAUGAAGACGAAAGUAGACACAUUUAUUGCGUGAGGAAGUACUGGGCCGUGUGGUGUAUCUAGGGUUUAAGAAUGAAUCAUCAGCAGAGAUAUACUUUUCGUGAAAAUGGUCAUUACUUCUGUUUGGUGGUCGGGAAUCUUAUGUCGUUAGAUCAUUC